UUGGCCUGUUUACAACAGCAAAAUGUGACCACUGUCUUUGGUUUCCGGCUCCGGAACAGUCUUUUUCCCUAUAGACGCCAUCAUGGGUAUCUCAAGAGAUAAAUGGCACAAGCGCAGGGCCACUGGUGGCCGUAUGGCUGCCUUAAGAAAGAAGCGAAAGUUCGAACUUGGUCGCCCACCAGCACACACAAAGCUUGGAGCAAAGAGAAUACACACGAUUCGGACAAUGGGAGGCAACAAGAAAUAUCGAGCUCUGCGUCAAGAUCAUGGAAACUUUUCCUGGGGUAGUGAAGCUGUCACUCGCAAGACUCGUAUCAUUGAUGUUGUAUACAAUGCCUCCAACAAUGAGUUUGUACGUACAAAGACCCUCGUGAAAAGCUGUAUUGUACAGAUUGACUCUACCCCAUUCAGGCAGUGGUAUGAGGCUCAUUAUGCCACACCCCUUGGUCGCAAGAAGGGUGUCAAAUUGUCAGAGGAAGAGGAUGCUGCUCUAAACAAAGUUCGCUCUAAGAAAACUCAAAAGAAAUACGAGGCAAGAAAGAAGAUAGCAAAAGUAGAACCUGCCUUGGAUGAACAAUUUGCAACAGGCAGAGUUUAUGCCAAGAUUUCAUCCAGGCCUGGUCAGUGUGGUAGAGUUGAUGGAUUUGUUCUUGAGGGCAAGGAACUUGAGUUUUACAUUAGGAAAAUGAAGUCCAAGAAGACCAAAUAAAUAAUUUGCAGUGAUAAUAAAAAAAAUUCAUGUAAAGUG
This is a messenger RNA of Physella acuta, 748 nucleotides long. RefSeq names its product small ribosomal subunit protein eS8. Gene Ontology annotation, molecular function: structural constituent of ribosome. Lineage: Eukaryota; Metazoa; Mollusca; Gastropoda; Physidae. Gene Ontology annotation, cellular component: ribosome. The record is from RefSeq and is a predicted model, not a curated record. Gene Ontology annotation, biological process: translation.